Messenger RNA from Ustilago hordei, 738 nucleotides. RefSeq lists its product as uncharacterized. The transcript is spliced from 2 exons. NCBI's taxonomy places the organism in Eukaryota, Fungi, Basidiomycota, Ustilaginomycetes, Ustilaginales, Ustilaginaceae. Bases 1 to 738 code for a protein of 245 amino acids. The record is from RefSeq and is a predicted model, not a curated record.
AUGUCGUCGAUCAACUACAAAGAGACCAUCCUGUACCGGGAGCAUCCCGAGGCAGCCCAGCUGGUAACCAAGCUCCACGAGCUUUCGGAGGAGCAAGAUGCACAAGGCACAGGUAUCAACUCGCUCAACAACCAGAACAUCCAGAAGCGUGACUUUAGCAUGUACAAAGAAAAGAUGAUCGCUCUGGAGCAAGACAAGUCGGAGCUCAUCUAUGCUGUGCUGCGCAACAAGAACGCGAGGAGGAUCUUUGAGGCCGGAACAUCGUAUGGCGUGUCGACGAUCUACUUGUUGCUCGUGUCUCAAGCUGCAGAUGCGAAGACAAACAGCAAAGAUGGGCUGCCGGCGAUGGUGUGGGGUACGGAGAAGGAGGAGCACAAGGCUGACGCUGCGACUGAGAACUUGGCUCAGGCUUUGAAGCUGCCUAAAGGUACAAAGGAGAUUCCAGGGUUCAGGAUGCUGAGAGGCGACAUCCUUGAGCUGACGGAGAAGGCCAAGAUUGAGAAGGACAGCCUCGACGCUGUGCUGUUUGACAUUUGGGCCGAGAUGGCGCUGCCGACGUUCAAACUGCUCGAGUCUGCACUCAAGCAAGAUGCUGUCAUCUUCAUCGACAACUGGCUCACCGGAGUCUCGAUUGGUACCUAUGCCAAGUUGAAGGAGUACCUCGAGUCCAAAGGAUGGUAUAUCGUGGCCAUGCCGUUCAAGAACGGACUCGGUAUGGCCACCCGUACUGCAGCUUAG